Condylura cristata (star-nosed mole) is the source of this 2334-nucleotide messenger RNA. RefSeq names its product Williams-Beuren syndrome chromosome region 16 (gene RCC1L). Bases 125 to 1525 code for a protein of 466 amino acids. The transcript has 11 exons. The record is from RefSeq and is a predicted model, not a curated record. Lineage: Eukaryota; Metazoa; Chordata; Mammalia; Eulipotyphla; Talpidae.
CUGCCCUCAGCGUCAGUGCCUUCUGCCCGCAGUAAACGUGGCCUCAGCCUCUUCCGCCGGGGCAUGGGGUCAAGGGUCACGCAAGAUGGCGGCGCCCAGGGGCCGGUGAGGCUUGAAACGGAGAAUGGCGUUGACGGCGCUGGCGGCUGGGGCACGGUUGGGGCGGCGGCUGAGGCCAGGCCCCGGCGGUGAGCUCGGGCGAGGACACUGGACGGCGGCCGGGCACUCGCGGAGCCGGCGCGAAGCGGCGGAGGCCGAGGCGGCUGCUCCUGUGUUCCAAUACGUGGGCGAGCGCGCGGCCCGCGCCGAUCGCAUCUUCGUGUGGGGCUUCAGCUUCUCGGGGGCUCUGGGCGUGCCCACGUUCGUGCUGCCCGGCUCCGGGCCCGAGCCCCGCGGCGGCCGGCCGCGCCGCAGGAUCCAGCCGGUCCCCUACCGCCUGGAACUGGAUCAGAAGAUUUCCUCUGCUGCCUGUGGCUAUGGAUUCACAUUGCUGUCCUCAAAAACCAAGGAGGUCACAAAAGUUUGGGGUAUGGGACUCAACAAAGAUUCUCAGCUUGGAUUUCACAGGAGCAGGAAAGAUAAAGGGAGGGGAUAUGAGUAUGUUUUGGAGCCCUCGCCCAUCCCACUGCCUCUGGACAGACCUCAGGAGACACGGGUGCUGCAGGUGUCCUGUGGCAGAGCACACUCUCUAGUCCUGACAGACAGUGAAGGAGUCUUCAGCAUGGGGAACAAUUCUUAUGGACAGUGUGGAAGAAAGGUGGUCGAAAAUGAAAUUUACAGUGAAAGUCACAAAAUCCAUAGAAUGGAAGACUUCGAUGGACAGGUGGUGCAGGUCGCCUGUGGGCAGGACCACAGUCUGUUCCUAACAGACAAAGGAGAAGUCUACUCCUGUGGAUGGGGUGCAGACGGGCAGACAGGUCUGGGCCACUACAAUAUCACCAGCGUACCUACCAAGCUGGGCGGGGACCUUGCCGGGGUCAAUAUCAUCCAGGUGGCCACCUAUGGUGACUGCUGCCUGGCUGUGUCGGCUGACGGAGGCCUGUUUGGUUGGGGGAACUCCGAAUACCUGCAGCUGGCUUCUGUCACAGACUCCACGCAGGUGAAUGUCCCCCGGUGCUUGCCCUUCUCAGGCGUGGGGAAGGUGGAGCAGGCUGCGUGUGGUGGAACAGGCUGUGCUGUAGUAAAUGGAGAAGGCCGUGUUUUUGUCUGGGGUUAUGGAAUUCUUGGGAAAGGACCAAACCUCGUGGAAACGGCCCUUCCAGAAAUGAUUCCACCCACCCUCUUCGGCUUGUCGGAGUUCAACCCUGAAGUCCAGGUGUCCCGCAUCCGAUGUGGACUCAGCCACUUUGCUGCCCUGACCGACAGAGGAGAGCUGUUUGUGUGGGGCAAGAACAUCCGGGGCUGCCUGGGAAUCGGCCGCCUGGAAGACCAGUACUUCCCGUGGAGGGUGACGAUGCCAGGGGAGCCCGUGGAUGUGGCGUGUGGCGUGGAUCACAUGGUAACCCUGGCCAAGUCAUUCAUCUGAAUCUCCUUCCUGACCUGCUGGAGCCCGACCCUUGCCUCUGGGCUGCUCGGACUGCUUGGUGGAGGCGCCAUGGGGGCUCCCGGGAGGGCUGGGAAGCACGGAGCUCCCCCCAGAGCCCUUGGCGGGACACUUGGGAAGUCGGGCUGUGGCUCUUCACCUAAGGAAGGGGCCUGAGCGCAGGAGGCUGUGGUUGGGCCAGCCCGGCCCGCUGGUGUGCCAGGCUGCUGCGGUCCGGCAGACGAGGAUACUUUGCACGUUUUGACUUUCCAGGUAACACAUGAAGGCUUUUGGUGUCAUGUUUGACCUGAGAAGCUGGUCUUAGGAAAGGUUGGCGUGCACAUGGGCCAUUGGGUCGAUUUUAAGGUGCCUGCCAGAACACAGUGCUCACGGGGUUUCCGAAGCCCCUCUGAUCUCGGUAGAGUCGGGGCUGGUGUCUGGGCAUCUGAGGGAGCGGGCUGGCUUCAUCCUGGAGUUUUCGUCAGGUCCCCUCUGCCUACCCACCAUUGCCAGUCAGAGCCCCAGAGCCCAGCUAGUCGGAUACCGAAAUCCUUCAGAAUGGGCCUGGAACCCAUGGCCCAUGGCUGUCACCAGCCUUGUAGCCAUCCUCAUGCUUGGCUUGGGUGGAGAAGGAGGAAGGUGGAGGCCAAAUUCUGGUGGGCAGAAGGCUCAGAACACAUCUCACAGAAGCAGGCCUGCGUGCCAGCCUUGGAGAAGAAAGAUUGAGAAAUUGUGAAAAAUGUGUAAGUUUGUAAUUAACUUAAUUUUUUCUCUAAAAAUAUCUCUUGAAAAUCUUUUGAAAUAAAGUCUAU